GCAUCGGCGUGGCUUCACAGAGUCGGACAGGAAAAGAAAAGGGAUAUAAAAAAAAAAAAAAAAAAAAAAAAGAUCCUGACAGCGAGAAAAUAAAACGACAUGGCUGCGAUUCGUAAGAAGCUGGUGAUUGUAGGGGACGGCGCUUGUGGAAAGACCUGCCUGCUGAUUGUGUUCAGUAAAGACCAGUUCCCAGAGGUGUACGUGCCCACUGUCUUUGAGAACUACGUGGCAGACAUUGAAGUGGACAGCAAGCAGGUGGAGCUGGCCCUGUGGGACACAGCUGGGCAAGAAGAUUACGAUCGCCUCAGACCGCUCUCCUACCCCGACACGGACGUCAUCCUCAUGUGCUUCUCCAUCGACAGCCCCGACAGCUUAGAGAACAUCCCUGAGAAGUGGACCCCUGAGGUGAAGCACUUCUGCCCCAAUGUGCCCAUCAUCCUUGUUGGGAAUAAGAAGGACCUGCGCAACGAUGAGCACACAAGGCGCGAGCUCGCCAAGAUGAAGCAGGAGCCGGUGAAGCCCGAGGAGGGCCGGGACAUGGCUAACAGGAUCAACGCGUACGGUUACCUGGAGUGCUCUGCCAAGACGAAGGACGGGGUGAGGGAGGUGUUCGAGAUGGCCACUCGCGCCGCACUGCAGGCCAAGAAGAGCCGAAGGAAGAACGGCUGCCUCUUACUAUAGAAGAGAAGAACAGCAGCCAGCAGAAAUGUACCAGCUUCAUUCUUCUGUCAUCCGCCUUCCCCACUUACCAGCUACCCUGAUUGAAAGAGAUGGCGCAGAAACGUACUCAGAGGUGCUGAACAGCAGGCCUUUAUGCUGUCUUGAGAGGCUCUUAUAAUGCAGCACCGCCCUCCCCCAGAUCCCAUCUCACCUCCAGUUCAGUUUGGUGCUAGCUAACCCUUUUCAUACAGCAACGACUCUUAAGCAGCUUCAAAUUGCAGUUCAUUUUCAUUUUUUUUUUUUUUUUUAACACAUGUGCAGUGAUUAAGAGUAGUUUUGGAUUCUGUUAUAAUCGUUUUUAUUCUCCAAACCUGCCUUUUACAUGGCUGUGAGUUUUGUCUGGAAAAUCCUAUGUGUCAGGACUGAACUGCCACCUUCAUUCCAUUCAAAUCGUGUGUCCCCUGUGUAACUCUGCCACCUCCUCUACAUCUAAGUACACAGAGAGAGUAGGAGGGGCUAGUUGAAAGGUCACAUUGACGCGUGAUUUUGAAUGCACUGAGGAAGGCGUUUCAGUCGAAGCACUUAUGAUUCUCCAGACAAACUCGAAAGCCACUAAAAACUCAAUCUUGUAGCAGGCCAGAAGCGCUCAAAAUGAUUGCAAACACCGUGCUGUGCAAGCAAUGACAUUGGAAGGGACUCACUUGUUUAGGACAGUAUGUAGCCCUCACAGCUGGUUUAGUAUUAUUGUUAUUAUUGGAAAUAAAAUAUGAUGGUCGAAUUAUAGGGAUGAAAGUAGCUGAUGUUUCUGUGUAAGCUCUGAUGAAAUAUUUCUGUUUACCCAACUGUCUUUCCUAUGCAUUUCCUUCUGCCUUAAAAUACCUGUGUAUGCCCAAGUCCUAUACACUUUCAUAAACUGUUACUUUCAUCCCUUAAAUUAGAUACACAAUUGUGACACCAGCUCUGGUCUGUCAGGGUUGAAAAGCAGUUUAAAGGCACUGAAUUGAACUGGAUAGGUGAUGGUGAUAUAUGAUACUGUACUGUUUAUAGAGUCGGAAAUUGAAUUAUAGGGUGGUUGGCCAGGUUUUUGUAAAUGUAUUUUUAUGGUUUGUCCAAAACGUUCACAAUGACGACACACAAAGAAAUUGUUUUCUCAAAUAAAGCACGAGCCAAAAUUGUGCACCGGUUUUGAUUUCCUCCUCAAAACCAUGCACAAGUUUGUGAAGCCUUUACUUAACCUUA
Molecule: messenger RNA, 1899 nt
Organism: Polyodon spathula (Mississippi paddlefish)
Lineage: Eukaryota; Metazoa; Chordata; Actinopteri; Acipenseriformes; Polyodontidae
Product: rho-related GTP-binding protein RhoA-C
Exons: 5
Coding region: 100-681 (193 amino acids)
Biological process (GO): small GTPase-mediated signal transduction
Molecular function (GO): GTPase activity; GTP binding
Source: RefSeq, a predicted model, not a curated record